Messenger RNA from Anneissia japonica, 2186 nucleotides. RefSeq lists its product as uncharacterized. Lineage: Eukaryota; Metazoa; Echinodermata; Crinoidea; Comatulida; Comatulidae. Gene Ontology annotation, biological process: regulation of apoptotic process. The coding region runs from base 337 to 2157 and encodes 606 amino acids. The transcript is spliced from 8 exons. The record is from RefSeq and is a predicted model, not a curated record. Gene Ontology annotation, molecular function: protein binding.
GCCGGGUACGACGAAAAGAGAGAGCGUUUAUUGUGUGUAUGAUUAUUUUAUUAACUCCCUUCCUUGUAAGAUUUAUUUUUAUUUUCAGUGCAUAAAAGCUAUUAUGUACUAUGUUGACUGGCCAAAGUACAAGACUCAUGACUGACUCACUGAUGUAAAGCAAUCGAGGGCUGUGUGCCUAGCACUCAGCAGAUUUAUUCACAAUAGCUAAAGUAUUAAGGCCUAUUUUUUGGGCCCUGACGUUCUUGAUAGACAAUACUAUCACUUCGUCACCUCAGCAAUACCGUACCUGACACAAUUUGCUCGGCACCAAUCUAGAAGAGCUGAAAAGCAGCAAUGAAUCAGGAUCAAUCAAAAAUUGGAAAACUCAUGAAUGACAAUGAGCAACUGCAGAUGGCUCUCUGCACUUUGGCUAACAAUAUUGGAUCAAGUGAUAUGUGUAUUCUAAGGUUAAUUCUUCUGGACAUUUUUAAUAUAGUUAAAACCAGCGCCCUCGAAUAUUUCACAGAGCUCCAAGAACGUGAAGAAAUAACUAUCAAAGAUGUUUCUAUAGUUUAUGAGAUUUUAUUGUUGAUGGGAAAAAGGAAAUUGUGGACCGAAUUUAGGAGAACAUUGGUUGAUGGUAGAGGAAAUGGACAUGAUCAUGCUUAUAAUGUCGAAAAAAAUUCAACCCAUUUCUCUGACUUUCGUCGGACUAUGAUUAAAAUUGGGAAGCAGUUUACGGGCAAACUUGAUUCGUUAUCAAUGAUGUAUACUGUUCCAGAUGAUAUCACCAGCAUUUGGAUGACACUGAUAUACCUUGAGGAUAAAAGAAAAGUGAACAGUGCAGAAGAAACAUCUUUGUUAAAGUUUAAAAAAAAACUUACGGUUGCUGGUAGUCCGCAGGCAGGAUGGACAAUUCAACAAUAUGUUGAAAGGAACUUUUCAUCUCAAAGUCAUGCAUCUGAAAGCAGAAAACCAAUAAAUGCAGAAAGAAUGGAAAGGAACUCCUCAUCUCAAACUAAAACAUCUGAACAGAUGCAUUCAGAACCUGAAAGCACAAAACCAAUACAUGCUAAAGAAAAAAUGGAAAGGAACUCCUCAUCUCAAACUAAAACAACUGAACAGAUGCAUUCAGAACCUGAAAGCACAAAACCAAUACAUGCUAAAGGAAAAAGGAGGUCGCUUGAAAUCAAUAAUCUGACAAUAGAAGUAAAGAAAAGACAACAAAGAGUUGAGGCAAUGGAAAAGAAAAUAAGGUCAUCAGCGGAAGAAUGCUGCAGAAUGAUUAAGGAGACUGGAGAACAGUUAAAAAAUAAGAUUGAUCUUUGUGUAAGUACACAAAUUGAUGAUCUUGAAAACAUGAAAGGUAAUAAACUCAAAAAGCUUGACCAGAUAGGCAUAAGCUUGAAAGUGUAUUCACAACAGAUUGAAGAAAUGAGAAAUGCAUUGGAGCACCAACUCCCUUCAUGUAACUCCUUAAACUUGGAGAAGGUUGAUAAAAGUCUUUGUGAAGUGUAUCCAGAGGUUCAUGGCUACUUUAACAUAAACAACAAAAACAUUUCAAAGGAUUCAAGCAAAUUUAAAGACAAUGUAUGCAAGUAUUAUGUUGAUUAUAAACCUGUAGAUCCUGAUAAAUGUUCUGUGAAUUUUCAUGAUCUAAACAAUAGAUGCUUUAAUAUUAAUGAAACCAUAAGAUUAGAAGUAGUAUUAAAAGAUUCACAAGACAAACCUGUUAGUGAAGAACAUGAGAGUGCUCCUGUAAAAGUUUGUGCUCAAUUGCAAGAAGACCUUGAAAAUUUAAAAUCCAAUUCAAAUUAUGAAUUUUCUAAAAUCCCAGGUCAAAAAUUUCCUACAUUUGAACUUAAGUUUACAAAUACAGGAUUGUGGAAACUCUCUGUAUUUGUGUGUGGUGAAAUGGUUCCCAAACCCAUCAAUUUAAAGAUUUUAUCUGAUGAAGGAUUGAAGAAAAUUAUUCCUCUGAAUACUAAGGAAUUUAGAGGUGGACCUAUUUUUGAUGUGUGCUUUACGUCAAAUGGGAAGUACCUUCUUGCUUGCAACUUCACAGAUACAAUCUUUUCAUUUGACUUAAAUGGUCUCCGUUUAUUUUCAGUUGGGGAGGAUAAAAAGAUUGCAAAUUUGUGUUCCAUUGAUGAUGGUCAUGUUUUUCUAACAUAAACUACAGAAAGGGAAAUAGUUGUUCUUGA